This is a messenger RNA of Lactuca saligna, 406 nucleotides long. NCBI's taxonomy places the organism in Eukaryota, Viridiplantae, Streptophyta, Magnoliopsida, Asterales, Asteraceae. The record is from the annotation of a GenBank genome assembly.
AUGUAUUUUGUUUUGCACAAAGACAUGGAGAAAGUGGUUGUAUUCAAAUUUCUAAUCUUUGCAAUAUUACUAAUGGCCGGACGUGUCGUCUCUUUGAAAUCGGAGUUAGCUACCGGGAAAGAAGCUCAACUCCAUCUUGCAUUCCAAAUUCUUGCCAUGAGACUGGAGAUCCUGACGUAUGCCCUCCUCCCACCUGCACAAUUGUUGAAGAUUGUAGGGAAUAUUGUGGGCCCCAUCGCCCUAAUUGUCUGCCAUGGUCUCAUGUAUGUUGUUGUUGGUAAACAAGGUUCCUUCCAACAACUAGACCAUGGUCUUCUAUUGCAAUUUGGAUAAUAAGUAAUAAUAUGGAAUGACAUACCAAAUAACUUUUUGAGUGAUACUUGAAUGGUGUUUGAUAAAACUUAAG